GGCAGUCAAUUCAGGCUCGGACCGCUCUUUCCCGAACUUUCUUCAAAACGUUAAUGAGAAAUGGAUCUCUUUUUCUAUUUUGGGAAAAACAAAAAGGAAUCUCGUCCAGUAAAAACCCUAAGAAUUUCACUCUCAUCUUUAAGGGAUCAUCAUGGAGUGUUUGUUCCUUUCACUGAAGUCUUAGUACGUUGUUUUCAGUCCUUUUGUUCUUGAAGAAGUUAUUAUGCCUCUGUGUUUCUUCUCGGGAACCCUAAUUUCUACUUCUUAGCUAUUUCUUCAUGACGAAUUCGUUACUAUGGAUUUUAUUGCUGUUUAUUUGGCGGUGUGCACUCGUAUAUGGGGAAUCAUCGACCUGUGUUAUGGUCUACAAUGAGGGUGGGGCUCCGGCUGUGUUUCAGUCGCACAAAUGCUCUCGAUGGAGGCUCGAUGAUGAAAGGAAGAGGCCGAGGGCUAAUUGCCAGGUAGCCAUCUCUCAGGGUAGGAGGAGGCACCAAGAGGAUCGUGCUUUCUGUGCUCUUGAUAUGCGAGUUCCGUUUCCUGGAAGGAGAGAGGGCAAGGAGAUUAAGGUUGAUCUAAUUGCUGUUUUUGAUGGUCAUAAUGGUGCUGAAGCCAGUGAGAUGGCAUCUAAGCUUCUUCCAGAAUAUUUUCUUCUGCAUGUGUAUUUUCUUCUUGAUGAUAUAUAUUCCAUAUUGUCAAAGAAAUCUGCUGAGAAAUUGCCAUACAAAGAACCAGAAAGAAUUCUUGAAGGAUUUGAUGAUUCAAAUGGCGAGAUUGAAAGGUCUAAUUGGGUAUUGUCAAGGAUCUAUGAUGGAUCAAUUUACAUGGACAUUUUGAAGGAAUCUUUGUUAAGGACAAUCUAUGAUAUCGACGCCACAUUUUCAAAGGAUGCUUUCCGACAUAAUUUAGAUUCUGGCUCUACGGCCACUAUUGUUCUUAAAGCCGAAGGCCAUGUUUUAGUUGCUAAUGUUGGAGACUCAAAAGCUCUUCUAUGCUCAGAAUGUUUUGAUGUCUCACAAGAGAUUGAAGGCACAUUUUCCAAGGCUUACAGGCGUAGAAGGCGGGCUUUGUCGCUUAUGAGAGGCCAUGGGAAUUUGAAGUUAGAUGCCAAUGUUAGCCCGAGGCGUUUAUGUGUAAAGGAACUUACCGAAGACCAUCACCCUGAUAGAAAUGAUGAAAGGAUGCGUAUAGAAGCAGCUGGUGGUUUUGUUGAAGAAUGGGGUGGUGUGCCUCGAGUUAAUGGAGAGCUAGCAGUGUCUCGAGCCAUAGGUGAUGUUUCACUUAAAAAGUAUGGUGUUAUAUCAGCACCUGAGGUGACAGAUUGGCAACCUUUAUCAAACAAUGAUAGCUACCUUGUAGCUGCAACUGACGGAAUCUUUGACAAAUUAACCACCCAAGAUAUAUGUGAUUUAUUAUGGGACUUUGGCAUGCAAAGCAAGAUGAAAGAAGGCACAAUUUCUACAGAAAACAUUCCAUUGGCUGAAUGUCUGGUAAACAGUGCUUUUGAGCAGGGUAGCAUGGAUAACUUGGCUGCCGUUGUAGUUCCUCUUGAAUCUCAGGAUACCUCUGUAGACCGAAUGAAGGCAAGAUAUGAUCAAGUAGAAAAUGCACAUGUGAUGUCUAACAAGAUUGAGAAGUUAAGUUAUAGUGGAUCAGCUAAUGAUGGCACGACUUCUGGCCUUAUUCCAGUGGAAUUCAUGAAUCGCAUUCUGGCAGAUUUUACCCAAAUAUUGGUAAAAGCUACUCAUGAUACAAUACGCUGUUUUCAUUUAUUUGAGAAUCUCAAUGACAACAAGGAUUACAUGUUUGGCUCGUUAAAAGAAAAUGAGCAUCACACAACAUAUGAUUCACUGUAUGCUUUACCUGAAGUCAUAGAACAACAACAAAGUGAUUGGCCUUUGGAUCUAUACAAUGGCCAUUAUUUAUGCUUGAACUUGGGGAUGGAGUUUGAAGGAGAGAAGGGACAAUGCAUUAAUCCAGAAGGGUUUGCAAGGGUUCUUGGCUUAAUCAGAUCGGUUCCAUUUAAUGAGAUCAAUAUCAAUGCCUCCGAGUCAUAUGUAUACGGCUCCUCAAAUUUUAGGUACAUUCUUAAGAGAAGAUUUGACCGUGGAUCAUAUGGUGAAGUUUGGUUGGCAUUUCACUGGAAUUGUUCACUUGGUGCAGGUCGUUUCAAUUUUGCACAAAACACGAAGCCGGUUGACGCAAAGUUUUCUUCAUGUAUCCCUCCACUUCACAAUCUUUAUGAGUAUGACCUUAAUAUGAGAAAAAACUCCACUUGUCCUAAUCCCUCUGAUUCUAGCUUGGGAGAUUCAUUUAUUUUGAAGCGAAUAAUGGUGGAAAGAGGCAAUAGUGCUUACUUAAGUGGCCUGCGUGAGAAACAUUUUGGAGAAGUUUUCUUGAAUGCUUCUGCGUUUCUAAGAGGCUCAUCCCCAACAGUCCUGUCAAAUUCUUCUGCAGAGGUAGCAGAAGUUGAAUCAAAUCAGUCAUCAUCACUGAACAGAUCAGUACGAGUUGAUAUGGGAUAUCCCUGGAAUCUUACAGAAACAUUUCUUGGCAACAUGCAAGUGUGGGGUGCUGAUUAUGAGGAAGGAUUGAUGCACGUGGCGAGAUAUAUUGAGUCAUUUGAGUCUCAGUCCAAAGAAAUUUGGCUUGUAUUUCGGAACGAAGGGCGCUCGUUGUCAAAAUUGAUAUACACUGCAGUAGAAAUUGAAAACAGUACGGAUAAUCAAAGUGUUCACAGGGAAAACAUCCAGGUCUUGCAUCCAUCUUCUUGGUGGUAUUGGCUAAGGAAGACAGUAGCAGGAAAAGAGCAGAUGCGCAACAUCAUAUGGCAGUUGUUGCUGGCCCUCAAAUCAUGUCAUGAUCGCACCAUCAUCCAUAGGGAUAUAAAACCAGAGAAUAUGAUCAUAUGCCUAGAAGAUGAUGAUACUGGGAGAUGUUUAGAGGGAACUCCAACUGGGGAUCAUCGAUAUCACUUAAAAUUGCGCAUUAUUGACUUUGGUAGUGCUGUUGAUGGAUUCACGAUCAAACAUCUCUAUGGAACAAAUGGACCUUCGAGGUCUGAACAGACUGUUGAGUACACUCCACCUGAAGCUACUCUGAACGCAAGUUGGUUCAGGGCACCAACAGACAUAGCUUUGAGGUAUGAUAUGUGGAGUGUGGGGGUUGUGAUGUUAGAGCUGAUCAUAGGAUCGCCCCAUGUUUUUCAAAUAAGUUCUCGAACCCGUGCUCUUCUCGAUCAGCAGCUCAAUGGAUGGAAUGAGGAAACAAAAGAGCUUGCAUAUAAAUUGAGAUCAUUCAUGGAAAUGUGCAUCCUUGUCCCUGGAACUUCCCCUCAAAAUCUGCAGAAUAGUUGGAAAGGACACCAUGAUGAUGCACAUCCAGCUUCUUGGAGAUGCUCUGAGGCGGCUUUUUCAGAUCAAAUUAAGAAUAGAGAUCCUCUUAAACUGGGGUUUCCAAAUAUUUGGGCAUUGCGAUUGGUUCGCCAACUAUUGUUAUGGCACCCUGAAGAUCGUUUGAGCGUUGAUGAUGCUCUGAGGCAUCCUUACUUCCAACAUCAUCCUGGAUGAUGAACCUCCAUUUCGUCCCAGUGAGUUGAUAUUUCUUCCCGUCACCCAUUUGAAAAAUUUCAUUGCCACCCCAGUUCUUCUCUAUUGUUGCAUUUUACUUUAAUCACACCUUUUGUUACACCCAUAAAGAAGACUAAAAAUACUUUUUGUAUUUUAAUGAAAAAGAUUGAGCAAACAUCUUUGGGUCUGCACAUGACAUUUAGCAGGUCAACUGCAUUACCUAUACAAUAUCUACUCUCAUCCUGUAUUGUGUACCCCAAGAGAGAGAGAGAGAGAGAGAGAGAGAGAGCGAGAGAGAGAGUACUGUCAACCCAGUUUUGCUUGACUCGAGCAGUCCAACAACUUUGCUGCCGGAAUUAGUGGCAUGCAGUUCUGGUCGUAUAUGCACGUUGUAUUGUAUUCCAGUUUCAGAAAAGGAAACGGCUUUUAGGUUU
Amborella trichopoda is the source of this 4000-nucleotide messenger RNA. RefSeq lists its product as uncharacterized. Gene Ontology annotation, molecular function: protein kinase activity; protein serine/threonine phosphatase activity; ATP binding. Gene Ontology annotation, biological process: protein phosphorylation; protein dephosphorylation. Lineage: Eukaryota; Viridiplantae; Streptophyta; Magnoliopsida; Amborellales; Amborellaceae. The record is from RefSeq and is a predicted model, not a curated record.